This is a messenger RNA of Mesorhabditis spiculigera, 1144 nucleotides long. The record is from the annotation of a GenBank genome assembly. NCBI's taxonomy places the organism in Eukaryota, Metazoa, Nematoda, Chromadorea, Rhabditida, Rhabditidae.
AUGAAUCCAAUUCGUAUGUCGUUGCUAAAAUCGGAUUGGCCAGAUUCGUCAGAGUCGCGGCAACGGAUGCUCGAGUCGGCGUCGAGCAGCCAAUUUCCGCAGUACUACGACGCGACGCUAAAGGAGAAGGUGAUCCAAUUGCUGCGGCGCAUCAAGCCGGCGUUGAUCAUCAUUUUGACGCCGAUGAUAUUCUCAUUUCUGCUGAUAGGCGGAGAAAAGGAAUUCCGAUGCGCCUUUUGUGUAUGCGUGAUGGCCGUCUACUGGAUGACGGAGGUGAUGCCAUUGGCGAUAACAGCAAUGAUGCCGGUCAUUCUAUUCCCGUUGACCGGGGUAUUGGACUGUAACAACACCGCCAAGGAGUAUAUUAACGACACCAACUUCCUGUUCAUCGGCGGGUUGAUCAUGGCGGCGGCCGUGGAGAAGUGCGAUUUGCAUGAAAGGGUUGCCCUGUCGGUGUUGCGGCUCGUGGGCAGUCAGCCAAAAUGGAUUAUGGCCGGGUUUAUGACCGUCACGGCAUUGUUGAGUAUGUUCAUCUCGAACACGGCAACAACGGCAAUGAUGGUACCAAUCGGGCAAUCGGUCAUCGGCCAACUCGUCGAGUCGUUCAAUUCCCACCCAAAUCAGGGCAGUCGGUUGGGCUGUAAGAAGAUGUCGACCGGACUCGUAUUGUCGAUCUGUUUCGCGGCAAAUAUCGGCGGAACUGGGACUGCCACGGGGACACCUUCUAAUCUGGUCAUGCUCGGCCAGUUGACAAACCUAUUCCCCGACGAGGACGGCUCCCUGAACUACAUUUCCUGGAUCUUCUUCGCCGUUCCGCUGAUGUUGUGCUGUCUGAUGGCCUGCUGGACGACGUUGUGGCUCUUUUUCCUUCGGGAUGCUCCCGAAGAAGACGAGCACGUCACCAAGAUGCUGCACGAUCGGUAUGAGAAAUUGCCGAGGACGAGUUACGCGGAAAAAUCGGUGAUGUUCUGCUUCGCGCUGUUGCUGGCGUUGUGGAUGGGCAGGAAUCCGGGGAUUGUGCCGGGAUUUGGGAAAUAUUUUGCGAAGGGAUUCUAUACCGAUGCCACCUCGGCGAUACUGGUGUCAAUGCUGUUGUUCGUACUGCCCGCCGAGCAGCCGGAUCUGUUGAGGAUACUGAAGCCAG